This is a messenger RNA of Parasteatoda tepidariorum (common house spider), 5965 nucleotides long. Its product is annotated as sodium channel protein PaFPC1. NCBI's taxonomy places the organism in Eukaryota, Metazoa, Arthropoda, Arachnida, Araneae, Theridiidae. Gene Ontology annotation, cellular component: voltage-gated sodium channel complex; plasma membrane. Gene Ontology annotation, molecular function: voltage-gated sodium channel activity. Gene Ontology annotation, biological process: sodium ion transmembrane transport; neuronal action potential; membrane depolarization during action potential. The record is from RefSeq and is a predicted model, not a curated record.
UGAAAGUAGGAAUAUAACAGCUCACCUUGCUAUAUUACCGGUAUCGAUCGUCUGCUGCAAUAAAUUGAGCAUUGUUCCUGUUUCAUGCGCAAUGUACCUGUACUAAGAUUUUGAUACCAUCGUUAUAUAAAUAUCAACAAUAAUUAAGUUUCAAAUAUGUUUUAAAAAUGUAGAACUUCAAAAAUGAAGUUUUUGGUGGUGGAAUAUUUUAAGAACUGCUUUUAAAAUCGAUGAUUAAACUUGAUUUCAUGAUUUUCACAAUGCUUGGAGUAUAUCCUUUAUUUAAGAUGCUUAAACUGUUGGAAGUUUAGAUUUUUUGUCAGUAGCUUGAAACCAGAAAAGAAUUAAAAUGAUUGAAGUUUUAAAUCUGUCUGCUUUAGUUUUGAGAGAUUGCACCAAGCGUCUAUUUCAAGCAUUUGUUUUAAUUUUGUUUUUUGGCUCAAUCUUCAUCUUGCUUGGAAAACAACUAUAUAAAGGCGUUCUUACUCAAAAGUGUGUUAUUUUGCCACCACCAAACAUAUCAGAUGCAGAAUAUGCAGCAUUUAUAAUUAACUCAACUAACUGGCUGGAGCAUAAAAAUGGAUAUUACUUAUGCGGUAACAGUACAGGAUCACGACAUUGUCCUGAAAAUUAUACUUGCUUGCGAGGAGCUGAUGUCAACACAUAUAUAUCUAAUUUUAAUUUCUAUGGCUCUUCAAUGGUUACUAUUUCUCAGCUUAUGACUUUACACUUUUGGCAAGGACUUUAUCAAAGGAUGCUGUUAACUGCUGGAACACUUCAUGUUAGUUAUUUCGUCUUAGCCUUCUACUCAUUCCUAUACACAAGUGGGCUUAUUUUGGCCAUCAUAACUAGAUCAUAUAAAAAUGUGCUAAAUAAUUUUGAAAUCAUUGAAAAAAAGUCUCGAUUGGUAAAAGGUAAUAUUCCUUCAUCAGAUUCACAAAAAGGCAUUGUAAGAAGUCCCUCUUGCAAAUCCUAUGAGUUAUUUUCUAGUCAAAUUAUAAGUUCAGACAGAGUUGAAAGACAGGCUGCUGAAAUAAUUGAAUCUUCCUCUCGAACACCCGAGAGAAGCUUUGAAUCUGACAGUGGGUUGAAGGAUCAUAUAGCUGAUACUAAACAUAAGAGAGAAGCUGUUAGAAAUCAAUUGGCUAAAGAAAAAACAAAUGAUGUUAAUGAACAUGCACCAAAAGGAUCAAAACCUACUGUCAGACAGUAUUUACGAGAGUUUGUGACUCAUCCAGUCAUGGAAAGCUUGUUCUUAUUAUCCAUUGCUCUUUAUCUAUUUAUUGUUGUUAAUGAAUAUUCAUUUGUGAAGCUUAUUAAUAAGGAGAUGGCCCGAUUUUCUUAUUAUAGUUUUGCUGGGAUAACAUUGUUUGAAGUUCUGAUAAAGAUCAAUGCAUAUACAUUACAAGAAUAUCUAUCCAGCAAAUGGAAUGCGUUUGAUUGUGCAGUUCUGAUAAUUGGUGGGACUGAAUUGUUCCUACUUGAUGUUGCAACUCCUAUAUUGUUUACACUUCGAAUUUUUAAACUGGUCAAAUUAAUGGUAUGCCACAGUACACUCUGUUAUAUGAAAAAUAUCAUGAGAACAUGCUUAUUUCUUUUCCGACAUCCUGUUUCAAUUCUUUUCAUAUUUAUGACAAUUUGUAUAGUGACUGGAAUGCAGCUAUAUGGAUAUGAAUAUUUCUAUAGCAAAGACAGGUUUCCUGAUCCCAAACCACCUCGAUGGUAUUUCAAGGAUUUUUAUAGCUCUUUCAUUUUGGUUUUUUGUAUGUUAUGUGGAGAUUGGAAGCAGCCUAUGGUUAACACAGUGCUGUUCACAUCAAAUGCUAGUGAUCUCUUAAUGUUAAUAUUUGUUUUGAUUGGAAAUUUUGUGAUUAUAAAUCUUUUUCUUGGGAUUGUUUUCUACACUUUCUUUUACAAAACUUUGCCUAGAAGUUCUUUAUCAAAGGAUAGACUGCAAGCUGCAAUCCAAGUUAUUUUAAAUAGGCAAAGCAAUCCAUUAGAAGGGAUGACAAAUGGUAAAGACUCAACCAGUAGACGAGAUACAACUGAAAGUAUUGAUAGUGAACCAGUAUCAGAUUCAAGGGAUAACCUUACCCAAUCAACUAAGAAAAAUAAAAGAAAAAAUUUAUACAAUCAAAAUGAAAUGGAAAUAAUUGAAGAUACUUCUUCUGAAUAUAUGCCUGAUUGUUGUCCAUCUCUUUGCUAUUUUUGUUGUUCUUUCUGUAAAGCUGAUGAAAAUCCUAUAUUGUGGCAAAAGUGGGCUGAUGUGCGUUGCAAAUUAUAUUGGUUUGUGGAAACUAAGUUUUUCAGAAUAACUAUUGCCUUGGUGAUUGUCUUCAGUAUUGUUAUGUUGAUAAUUGAUCAAUCCCAUGGACACAAAUAUGUCGAAAUCACUAAUGCAACCAAAAUAAUGAAUCCAUGCAUUCUUCUGGUGUUUUUGAUUGAGAUAAUGUUGAAAUGGAUGGCGUAUGGCUUACAUAAGUUUUUUAGAAGUCAUUUGGGUCGCUUUGAAUUCUUUAUUGUCAUGAUUUAUAUGAUUGAUUUGUUGUCUAUAAAGCUUUUUGAUGGCCAGAAAAACAUAUUCAAAGCACUAAAAGCUUUUCGUCUUCUAAGCAUCACUUCUUUAAUGAAGUCAUAUCAAGAAACUGUUCCACUGCCAAUGAAACACAAUAGUUGUGUCUCUGGUAGUGAAACUGCAUCCUAUGAAAGUCUUUUACACUUACAAAAAUUUGAAUGUAAUCGUUUUCUUGGAAAACACUGUCGUUAUCGUCCCACUGGCUCAGGAGAGAUAUUUCAGAUAGAUUGGAAUGUUACAGAAAUUCAGUCAUCUGUUCUCACUGACAGUAAGAUGAGAAGGAUGGAACUUACUCAGAAUGUUGAGUAUAGAGUAAAGAGCCCAACAAUCGAAGCUAAAGAUUGUUUGCCUUUGUCUUGCUAUCAACUAUUUCCAGCAUGCGAACGCGAAUGCAGUUUCUCCAAUUAUUGCAAAUCUGCUAGAAUGAAAUGCUUGCAUUUAGUAAGGAAUAGGUUCUUCUUCGCUGCCGUUUUGAUUGUUAUUCUGCUUAGCUGUGUACAACUGUUUGUCGAGCUGAAUUUUUCCUCUGAAAAGUUGCCAAUUAUCAAGCAAAUAUCCACGUAUGCAGACAGAACUUUUACUCUUAUUUUUCUGCUUGAAAUGGCUUUAAAAAUGUUUGCUUAUGGAAUCGCAUCUUACUGGAAAAGUGUUACAGGUUUUUUAGAAGGCUGGACAACUUUGAAUGCCAUUUCAUAUCUUAUUCUACAUGAGUUAAGGAUCAAAACAUACUUUGCAUUAAAGUUGUGUAGAGUGUUUCGUUUAUUAGUUUUUCACAAGCUACUAGGAUUCAAUAAGCAAUCCAAAGGAAUUUUGUGGUCAUUAAAUCAAGCCUUUGCCUCACACAUCAUUGCUUUUCUCUUUGUGUUUUAUUUGUGGAUCGCUUUUGGAGUUAUUGGAGUUGCCAUGUUCAAAGGCAAAUUGCAUUAUUGUGUUGAUGCAAAUAACGAAGUCAUGGAAUUCGCUGCCUCUGCCUGUAUUGCCAAUAAUGGAACUUUAAAAAAUUCUCAAGUAAAUUUUGAUACAAUUCAGAAUGCCUUCAUUGCCUUACUUCAAGUGGCAACUUUACAAAAUUGGAUGAGCUUUGUUACUGGGAUAAUUGAUAAUUCAGAUUCAAGCAAUGAAAUUAGAAAUGAGAUUUACACAGCCUCAUUUUUUCCACUGUUUAUCAUGUUCAGCACUUUCCUGACUUUAAAUUUAUUUGCUGGAAUUACUUGUUGGUUUUACAAUAGUCAAAAGCAGGAAAAAGAAGAUCGCUUAAAUGCGAAAUCUAAGUGGCUGUAUGAAAAAGCUGUGAAAAAAAUGGAAAGUGUCAAAUUGCAAAGAGUUACUCCAUCUCCGAGCAUACCGUUUCAAACAUUUGUUUAUCGCAUGGUUAUGAGUGAUAACUUUGAAAUUGCUGGAUUUGUUUUCAUUGGACUUCAUAUGCUUCUCAUAGCUUUGGAUAUGUAUGAUCCUGAUCCAUCAGAGAUGUUUGCUUUAGCUAUGUUUGAACUAAAUAUAUUUUUCAUCAUCAUUUUCACAGUAGAGUGCAUUUUGAAGCUUAUUGCUUACAGGCAGUACUUUUUCUUAUCAUUCUGGAAUAUGUUUGAUUUAAUAGUGCUUGCUCUAUGUAUUUGUGGUGCAUUGUAUGAGAAUCUUUUCUCUUCUCCAAUGCUGCCGGCGAUGUUACGAUUAAUCCGUUUCAUUAAAUGUCGAAGGUAUUUACGGAGAUACAUUCGUGGAAUGUUGCCAUUGACCUAUGCUUUAUAUACUUCAUUUCCAGCUUUCGUAAGCGUUGUAGUGCUUCAGUUGAUUUACAUGUUUAUUUAUGCAUCAUUCGGUGUGCAUUUGUUUAGUGGCGUCCAACAGUCUUGGGAUUUCAGUGGUGAGCUGAGUUUCGAGACAUUUUCAAAAGCCAUGCUGCUUCUUUUCCAACUGUCAACAUUGGCAGGUUGGGUGGAUGUGCUCCAGUGCUUGCAUGAUGAUGGACACUGGCCAUACACGUCCAUAUUUUACGUUGUGUCUUACAUCAUAAUCAUGUAUUAUAUUAUCAUAAAAACUCACUUUAUUAUUAUAUUAGACAAUUAUGAAAAUGCAAUGCUGGAAUAUGAAAAUGCCCUUUUAAAAGAGGACUAUGAAAUGUUUGCUGAAAUUUGGCAGAAAUUUGACAGUAACGCCCAUGGCAUCAUUAAGUUCUCCAACUUGCCUGAUUUAUUGGAUGUCCUAGAAGAACCAUUCCAUUUCAGCAAGCCAAAUCGGUUCCUCAUCGCUACUUUAAAUAUCCCAAUCUAUGAAGGAGAUUUGGUUUUUUAUACAGAUGUCAUGGAUGCUCUUACAAGAGAUUACAUGAGCCACAAAGCACAUCUCAUUGAGGUGAGUGACAGUGCACCAGGAUUACUUGACAAAAAGGGUAAAACUCUAAAAAAGAUUAGCUGUACUCUUUGGAGACAAAGACAGCAUUAUUGUGCCGGUGUCAUUCAGAGAGCCUGGAGACUAUAUUCUGGCACUCUAGCAAGAUCUCCAGUUUUUUACAGUGAAGUAAGGCUUGCUGAUCAAGGUAAAAUCGACACAGUGUUAACUGCAGAUAUCCGAUCUGGGAGCCAUGCCUCCUUGUAGAAUGAACAACUGUUAAGUAUUUUACGACACCCACCAAGAGAAUAUUGUGAAUUUCACAGCUCAGAACGACAAGUGCUUCCAUGUUGGUAAAGAUUGAUCGCUGUUUUUACUUGUCAGUGAAAUAAAAAUUUAAGAAUAGUGUUAUUCUGCAUGUUACAUUUAAAAAAAAUUAUGAAAGAAAUUGCUCAUCGCGAAGUCAAAAGGGAAAAUUAAAUAUUUCAUAAUUAUGAAAUAAGUUGUUGAUAAGCUCUUGUGCAGAUAAAUAUUAUGAGUAGCUGUUAAAUAAAAAUGUGAUUAUUUGCUUAAUAUUUAAGGAACUUACUGCAUUUUUAAAAUAUUUGUAAAGAAUAUAUGAAAAUCUUUAACAAAGUAAUUUUUAGAUUAAGUAAUGUACAAAGCUAUUUCUCCCAUUGCUAAAUUAUGUCCUACAACUCCUUUCAAUCUUACAUUUUGUGGUUUAAAAUUAGAUAUGUUUGAACUCAAACAAAACAUUCUAUUUUUUUAAAAAUUUUCAUUAGUUAAAAUGUAUUGCUUGUUAAAGAAAUUAAUCAACUAAUAUCAUUUGAGAAUUAUUCUAGUUAAAUUUGACUCCUUGGUGGAUUUUAUUUUGUUAAAUUUUCUUGAAAGAUAGUUUUAAUUUCUACAGUGUAGAUUAUAAUGUUUUUUGGGGGAAAAUUCGAAGACUGUAAAAGUGUUUGUUGGUUAAAUGUAAUAAGUAUGCAAAUGUGUAGAUAUGGUUUACUAUUUUUACAUACUGUAUUGCCUUUUCUGCAAUAAAAUAUUGUUAUGUUUGCA